Molecule: messenger RNA, 549 nt
Organism: Beauveria bassiana ARSEF 2860
Lineage: Eukaryota; Fungi; Ascomycota; Sordariomycetes; Hypocreales; Cordycipitaceae
Exons: 3
Coding region: 1-549 (182 amino acids)
Source: RefSeq, a predicted model, not a curated record
AUGCCAAAGCUCGCAAGUAAGAAGUUCAUCGACGAUAUUAGUCUGCUGGCCGUGGAGCAAUGUCUGAUCAGCAGACUGCCGGCCUUAUUUCCAUCAGAGACCAUAUUGGACCUGCGAGAUGACGAAAUAGCUCAUAUUGCAACAGAGAGUCACGCAAUGAUGCUACAAAGGAUUCGGUAUAACGAGAAGCUCGCUGCUCUAGAGGGCGCAAAAGACGACCUCAAGCAACUAGAUAUCCACCGCACGUUAGAUCUCGUUUCCCCCCCACCUGGGACAAUCGAGCAAGUGCAUACUGAUGGGGAGUCGGAGGCUAGCCUACCCGGUGAAACAGACAUGUGGUUCAAUCCCACAAGUUCUACAUCUCGUCGAACGCGCGCCGUGUAUCUCGGCGUCGAACACUUCUCGCCGUCCCAGCUGUCCGGAGCCCCAAUCCAGAAGUUGUCCAUGGUGAAAUACGGUGAAGCCGUAUCCCGCCGUGUCCGUGUCUGUUUUGGAGCCGUCGCUGAAGACUACGUAGCCCGCGGGUCGACCGGCGAGCCACUGGUGUAA